AUGUCACAGCCGAUGUCAGAAGUAUCCUGGCCGGCGGGAAUUCCGCAAAUCCGCCUGCAUCUGACAGAUUUGGACCCGGAAGAGCUCGCGGAAGAGGCCAAGGGAUGGUUGCUAUUCGAAGAAUCCCACCCCACGUCAAAUACCGAAGAUGCGCUUCGCCAACGACGAGCCCUAAUCGAGACAUGGGCUACCGCAAGCCAGGAGUUCCGCGAGUCCUACCAUAGUCGUUCCGUAGGCUAUACCUCGGCUGUCGACUACCCGGCCCAGGUACUCUCGCAGCUCGCCCCAAGACCCAACAAACGCUUCUUGUGUUUGGCCCCAAUAAACCGGAAGACCCAUCCGCGCAGCUACAUCCACCUCGUGAAGUUUCUUAUUCUGUUAUACGUCCACCAAGAUGAAUGGAGCAGGCGGCACCCCUUCGACCUGCGUGGGGCGGGCGACGCCCCCCGCUGCCACAUUCCAGAGCUGCUUGGCUGCCCUCCGGCGGCCACAGCCACCACCACCCUCAGCGAGGUCCUCCCGGCGCUGUAUCUCGCCCCGGCGGAUUACCGCGCCAUCUCCAUGACCCGCCAGGGCACGGUGGUAUUCGCCGACGGGCCGGACCUCACGUGGUUCGUCAUCGAUGCGCCGGGGCUGGCCACGGGGCGCCUCACCCUGGUGGAGUAUGGCUCCAAUGGCGACGUCCGCGUCUCGACCCUCCGUCGACCCUGGAAUAUGGGGCAAACCAUGACCUUCGAGCAGGUCCUGGGGAAGGACCUGGACGAGAUUGCCGAGUCGGGGAUCGGGGGCCCGCCGCAGUAUAAUGAACCCUUGGACAUGAACCUUCCCAUCCUCGAGCUCUUGGAGUCAACCCGACUGAACAACAAGUUCCUCUUCCCUGGUUACGGAUGUCGGGACCUCUGGGUCCGCAUUAUCGAGCAGAGUGCACCUGGAUAUCUGGAGCUGGAGGCCCAAGGGCGGGAGGUGGAAUUCGAGCUGGAUGAUCUGCUAGUCGUUGAUCCAUAA
Molecule: messenger RNA, 1005 nt
Organism: Aspergillus niger
Lineage: Eukaryota; Fungi; Ascomycota; Eurotiomycetes; Eurotiales; Aspergillaceae
Exons: 4
Coding region: 1-1005 (334 amino acids)
Source: RefSeq, a predicted model, not a curated record